Messenger RNA from Synchiropus splendidus (mandarinfish), 6156 nucleotides. It is a transcript of the gene slc45a1, whose product is annotated as solute carrier family 45 member 1. Gene Ontology annotation, cellular component: membrane. The record is from RefSeq and is a predicted model, not a curated record. NCBI's taxonomy places the organism in Eukaryota, Metazoa, Chordata, Actinopteri, Syngnathiformes, Callionymidae. The coding region runs from base 180 to 2603 and encodes 807 amino acids. The transcript is spliced from 9 exons. Gene Ontology annotation, biological process: transmembrane transport. Gene Ontology annotation, molecular function: sucrose:proton symporter activity.
UGGGAGAGCGCGGGGGGGAUGACUGCAUCAAAGCAAAGAAGAAAGAAAAAAUCUGCCAUGACUCGAUGUGUUCACCCUCCGUCUUUAACCGCCCAUAAUGGUGGCUGCUGUGUUCGACUACAAAGUGCGCCGCAGUAAAUGACGAGCCUCUCAGAAAAGAGCCAACCAGCGUGAGAGACAUGUCCUCUCCGGGAAUGGGCACCCCCAGCGACCCUCUCUUGGCGAGUCCAGGAGGGAGGUUAUCCACAGCUCAGGAAGGUUUCUGGAGAAGUUCUCUCCCUAAAACCGCCAGCUUCCCGACGUCCACCACCCGCCACCUCAGUCAUCGAGCAAACAAUUUCCAAAGACAGCCGAAGCGGCAGAAGCUAAUACGACCCUCUCCGCCACCACCGCCAAACACCCCAUGCCCCUUGGACCAGUUGGACCUCAGUGAGCUUCCGCCAAGACGUACUUUUCAAGAACUUCUCUUCAACGGCUGCAUCCUGUUUGGGAUUGAGUUCAGCUAUGCCAUGGAGACGGCGUAUGUGACCCCUGUGCUUCUACAGAUGGGUUUGCCAGAUCAGUUCUACAGUUUGGUGUGGUUUAUUAGCCCCAUAUUGGGUUUCCUUGUUCAGCCUCUUAUCGGAGCCUGGAGUGACCGUUGUACGUCUCGUUUUGGACGAAGGAGACCCUUUAUUUUUGCCUUGGCAGUCGGUGCUUUGGUUGGCUUAACACUCGUGCUGAACGGACGGGACAUUGGAGGGGUUCUCGCUGACACUGCAUCCAAUCACAAGUGGGGGAUCAUCCUGACAGUGUGCGGAGUGGUUCUGAUGGACUUCAGUGCUGACUCAGCAGACAACCCGAGUCACGCGUACAUGAUGGACGUGUGCAGCCCGGAGGAUCAGGAUCGAGGGCUCAACAUACAUGCUUUGCUCGCUGGACUCGGUGGGGGAUUCGGUUACAUUGUGGGUGGCAUCAACUGGGAUCACACGCACUUUGGAAAAUCGAUGGGAGGCCAGCUGAGGGUGAUAUAUCUGUUUACAAGCAUCACUCUGGUGAUCGCCACAGCCAUGACUCUGAUGAGUAUCCCUGAGCGCCCUCUACCAAAAAGCCAACCAAACAAAAUCUCCAGCAAAAACCAUCUGAAAAGCCCAAACCUCCCCCUCCCUCCGUCCCCACCCGUCCCGCCUGGAUCCACACUGGCACUGGACGAGGAGGGUGAGGAGGGCAUGUACGGCUACCAGCUAUCCAAGUCCCACCCCGGUAAUCCGGACACUUUGGCUCACUCUUGCAGCGCUAAUGCCCGACUUUGCGCGGGACUCACCAGCCCUAUCUCCCCCCUCAGCCCCCUCACUCCCAAAUAUGGCAGCUUCAUAAGCAGAGACAAUUCACUUACAGGCAUUAAUGAAUUUGCAUCCUCUCUGGGGACCUCCUACAUCGACAGUGUGCUCAUAGACUGCUACACUGGUCUGCCUACACCGCAAGGUCUGGCCGCUAACUCCAUCGCUGCACCCCUGCCUCCAGGGGAGUCCCCUCAGCCUGAGGAGUCCGCAAGGGUGACAGGGAACCAUCACAAUGGACAGACCCAGGCUGAGAUAGAGAGUAAUCCAGCUGGGAGUCUCCUUGAUGGAGAGGGAUCCAAUGCUGAUGGGGGGGAGGAGUCUCAGGUCUCAACAGGGAUUCGGCCUUCAGGGUCACAGGCAGCUGGCAUCCUGAAACGACCCCAAAGUCUUGCACUAAUCGAGGAGUCAACAGCAACCCAGAUUGUUGGGCUGGAGAACGGUCGAAGACGGACUGUCACCUUCAGUCAGCAGGUCGCCAACAUCUUGCUGAAUGGUGUGCGAUAUGAGAGCGACCUGAGUGAGAAUGCUGUGACGGGAGAGUCCCAAAUGUCCAUGAAGCUUUUGUGUAUAGCCAUCUACAGGAUGCCUCCCUCGCUGAGGAGCUUGUGCACUAAUCAUUUUUUGGGAUGGCUGUCCUUCGAGGGAAUGCUGCUCUUUUACACUGAUUUCAUGGGGGAGGUUGUUUUUGAAGGGGACCCCAAAGCUCCCCAUGAUUCUGAGGCUUACCAGCGCUACAAUGCUGGUGUUAGCAUGGGCUGCUGGGGAAUGUGCAUCUAUGCAUUCAGCGCUGCUUUCUACUCAGCCAUAUUGGAGAAACUUGAGGAGCGCUUCUCUCUUCGCACUCUGUACUUUUUCGCCUACCUGGCCUUCGGUUUAGGCACAGGUCUGGCCACGCUGUCCACCAACCUCUACGUGGUUCUCUCACUGUGCGUCACCUACGGGAUUCUCUUCUCCUCUCUAUGCACGCUGCCUUACUCCCUGCUGUGUGAAUACUACCAGAGCCCGCAGUUCUGCGGCUCGUCAGAGGAGGGGACCAGACGAGGGAUGGGGGUCGACAUCUCUCUUCUCAGCUGCCAGUACUUCCUGGCUCAGAUCCUCGUCUCUGUGGCGAUGGGACCUUUGACCUCAAUGGUCGGCGGGGCCCAGGGAGUGAUGUACUUUUCGAGUCUGAUGUCAUUCGUGGGCUGUGUGUACUCCUCUCUCUGCGUGGUGUACCAGCUGCCCCCUCCUGAGGGUGAGCCCACCGAAAGCGAGACCCAGCCACUAUUGGUGCACAUUUAGCUUCAGCCUCAUGCACUCAGCGGCACACACACUCUUACACUCUGAGUCUGAGUGUGCUGACCACUAGGUCGGGUCACACUCCACAUCCUGCCGCACACUGUACAGCACACUAGUUUUGCUGAUCCCCAUCGCUCGCUCAGAGCCAGACAGACAGACGGACAUUGGCUGCAGCUCUAAUAUUUAAACGUGCGUUUAUACAGUGUGUGUGCUCAUGCAUCCUUUACCCAGCCCUUUACAUAUGAAUGUUGCAUCAUAAUGCAGGAAUUUGUGUGACUGCAUGCGAGCAUGACUGUGGGAGUACGACUGAGAAAGAGUGGAGUUUUUGUCCUUUGCUUUGCGUCAUCGCCGUUCAGGAUGUCAAUGCUAUUCACUUUGGCUAACCUCCGCUUUCUUAUUUCCCUUCCUUACCUUUCCCCCGGCUAUUUCUGCAUGAGCUGAAAUAUGAUGCCCCAACCAGGAUUUUACUAUUGACCCUGGAUCGUCUACCUGCCUGUUUCUCUGAGUUAGCGUUACACAGCACAGGGUCUGCUACCUGGAUUACAGCCCAGUAGUCAAAGACACCUCGUAGCAGAAACGCCUGAGAUUAUUAUUCAUUUUGUCAACAGUUCACUUUAUUGUCAAUGAUGUGCAACUACUAACACGUUCAAGAGGAGAGUAAACUCUGGGAUUCAUUUCUCUAUACCCAAUAAUUUCAGCAUUUAAUGCCACCUGUGGCAAAGAAAUGUCAGAUAUUGAUAUAUGCAUAUAGAAUGAAUGACAAUUCCCUUACAAUAAAAAUGGUUUAGAAAUGUCCAGAAGAAAAAAAAAAAAUCAGGUGCCUCUGGUAGAAAAAAAGAUAGUUUUUAUUUUUCAUUAAUUCACUUAUUCCAUUUAUGUAAUGUAUAGAAUUUUCUUGUUAAAGAACCAAUAUGCAAGAAGAUGCAGAAGUAGUGUUUUGGGAAGGAAGUGAUACCGUGGAUGGACUAAAGUGUUGUUGUGCUUCUGCAUCAAGAUCAUCGCAAACAAAUCUUCAGUCUGGCAGUCGUCUCGAGUAAUACAUCUAAAGGGGUAUUUCAGCUGAUAGCUUCUAAUGCCAGGUGGCUGAAAUAUUGUCUCUCCCUGUGCCUCUUUUACAAGUCAUACUUUUGUAUGACUUGUAAACCUGUCAAACAUUUGACCUCAGUAUAUCCAUCAGCCUUAAAGUACAUUAUGGACUUGACUUGAUCCACCUUUAUUUCAACUUCUCAUACAUGUCCUCUCAUGUAAUUAAACACUAAAAUAUAUUUUAGUAAUUUCAUUUAUUUAUGAUGAUUCUAAUUAUAUUUUUUAGUUUACGAGGUAAUGGAAAAACAUAAUAGAAAUAAUUUGGAACACAAAAGUGACAAGACAAAAAAAAGCUAAAAAGUCUAAUAAACACAAGUCAUGGGGAAAAUGGACUACAAAGAAUCAACCAAAAAUAGCAUUGCAAUAAUAUUACAAAAUAAGCUUUUAAAAUGGAAAUUACGUCAAAUAAAACAAAUAUUGAUUAACAUUUAAUUUGAUCAAAAAUAUAAUAAUUUCUUCUUCAACAAUGUUCAUUAUGAAUAUAUAUUUAAAUUCAAAUUUAAGCAUUAUAAAAGAUUUAGAAUGUUGAUUUUCUUUGCCCUAUAAACUUAUAAAAAAAAGCAGUUGUGUACUUAAACUUCAUCUGCAGCAGCAAUUUUGAAGCUUACAAUUAUUUCACCUACCAACGACGCAAACUCAUAAAGUAAUUGGACUGUGUAUGUUUAUCCGGAAAAAGAAGCUACUGUGCCCUCGGGAAACCAGAAUUCAGAUGUAAGUCGUUACACCUUUUUGACAAUACAAUAAAAAUAACCAGAAUCUCUGCCACAUUAUAAUAACAGUUAAAACAUUGUAGUUGACUUCCGCUUUUUAUAAUAACAGGUGAGAUACUGUAAGUUUGUGAGGUAAAAUAGCGCCCCUACUGGCUAGGAGCGUAAGUGUCCAACUUCCGUUUUAUGGUGGAAACGGUGGCUAGAAUUAGUUUUCUGAGUGUUUCUAUUUUUUUUUUGAUACAGUGGUACCUCGGUUUUCAAACAUCCCAGACUUCGAACAAAUCGGAGGUCGAACAAAAUUUCGAGAUUUUUUUGCUUCUGAUUUCGAACGAAAAUCCAGAAUUCGAACGCCCCCGAAAAUAGCCGGAAAACCAUAAUGUGCGCUGACCCACGAUCCGCUUUAUUAUUGUGUAUAACGCAGCCUCUGUAUGUAGACGUGUCCCGUUAGCUACAUUUACUGACUGUUUUUUCUUCAUAUUGAGGUGUAAAACCUUUCCUGUCUCCGCACUGGACCGUGGUAGAGUGUCACAGGGGAGGCGCUCGCUCUCCACACCUCAGAGGAUGGAGCGGUUGGUUUAUGACUUUGUCACAGCCAAACUGCACAGAAGUGCACAUUCAGAGCUGGACACGCACCGGGCACCUCUUCACUUCUGGAGAGACGUCACUCACUCGGCAACCCCUCCCACAUGCAGCGGCCACACACAUAGAGGAACAGCCACCUGCAGCAGACACUCUACAUUCACUCCUACAAAAGACUAUUUUAAGGCUUGGAACGCAUUAUUUCUUUUUCCAUUCAUUGUAAUGGGGAAAAUCGAUUCAGAUUUCCAACAAAUCGCUUCUCGAACGGCCGUCUGGAACGGAUUGUGGUCGAGAACCGAGGUAUCACUGUACAUCUAAUUUGGCUGUUAGAUAGAGUCCGGCUUGAAUUGUGGAGUUUACUAUUUCCUUGAACGCAUCAUGGGUGAGACUUAUGUCAGUUUACCAUCAAGAUUUGCACUUGCAAUUGACUGUCUUUUAAGGGCUUCACCAUAUUGAUCAUUGCACCACAGUGAGGUCAGAACACACCAGUGGCUACUGUGUGAAUGUUAUAUGAAUGACUUGGUCCAUUGAAGGCCACGACAGAGAAAUGUGGCCCGCCGUGCCUGGGCCCUGGCUCAACAGCCCUGUGAGCGGUCGUGUGCUGCUGCUGCUGCUGCUGGCCAAAGUGCAGUAAUGAUGACAGUGAUUCUUGUCAUUAUCAGGAAGAGGAGAAGUUGAAACUGGGGUGUGAACACGACACUCAGUGGGAAACAGACCAGCAGCACACAGAUGGAAGCCUCUUGUGAACUGUGGGUUGCCCUGAAGGUGGACAACAGAGAAAGAAAGACUGUGGGGAUUGAUAAAGCCAGCAGCUCAUUGUUAUCAGUACGGCGCAUGCUGAAGCCAGAAGCCAUCAAAGCAGACCAUCGUCCGUGUCGUGUGUCACUAUGGUUCCAGCACACACUUUAUUCUUUCAAGAAAAGGAUCAUUCAGAGGCGUGAGUGCGCGCGCAGGCCUCACCAUGGCCAUGUCACAAACCCCUGUCUCUGGUGUGACAUUGGCUGCUCCAUAUCUGCUGCCUCAACAGAAUGUGCGCCUACAGGACUCCUGCGACGACUGGAUCCGUGCCACGUUUCUUAGGAAACUACAUGCUGCAGACGUUUGCUUGAUUUGAUAUGAGAAAACAACUUACUGUUCAACAUUAGCAGCUACUGUAAAUGCUACUUUUCUUCAGGGUUCCA